UACAAGGUAUUACUCACAUUAGUCAUUAUAUAUACUUGAUAUUUUAAAAAUACCUUUAAAAAGUAAUAAUUAUAUAGUAUAUACCCAUACAUACAUACAUAGGUACUUACAUACGGUCCGUACGUAGCAAUACAUACAUAGGUACAUACGGAUUUAAUAUAUUUAUUAUUAUUUUAUAUUUCAGCUAUGGAUGAUAAAAGGUGUAAUUGGGCUCGUGGUAAAGUUCUAGGCGGGUCCAGCGUUUUAAACAAUAUGUUGUAUGCGCGUGGAAACCCAAAUGACUAUGAAAACUGGCUGAAACAAGGUAAUUUAGGUUGGGGGUACAAUGACGUGCUCCACUACUUUAAAAAAUCGGAGGACAACAAAGACUCGUCCUUAGCGCGUACCCCGUACCAUUCGGCUGGUGGCUAUUUAACGGUGUCGGAAGCGCCAUACAAAACUCCAUUAGCUGAAGCGUUCAUCUCGGCUGGACAAGAAAUGGGAUACGAUAUACAUGACAUCAACGGCCAAAAUCAAACGGGUUUUAUGAUACCACAAGGCACCAUCAGAAAUGGUUCGAGGUGCAGUACGGCGAAGGCAUUUUUGAGACCAGCCAGACUGCGAAAAAACUUGCACGUGAUCCUCAACACGAUGGUCACACGCAUUAAAAUUGAUCCUAUAACAAACGUCACGUUUGGUGUUGAAAUGGUAAAAAAUAACAUAACAUAUUACGUGCAGGUGCGUAAAGAGGUACUGCUAUCAGCAGGACCUAUUAAUUCUCCACAGCUACUUAUGCUAUCGGGCAUAGGUCCUAAAAAACAUCUUGCAGAAAUGGGUAUACCCAUUAUUUCCGAUUUAAGCGUCGGGAAAAAUCUACAAGACCACAUAGGAUUUGGUGGUCUGAUGUUUUUGAUCGACAAAAAGAUGUCACUAACGCACAAGAGAAGGGAAAACCUCAAUUCGUUACUCAGCUAUGCGUCGAUGGGCGAAGGGCCGCUAACGGUCAUGGGUGGUAUAGAAGGAAUGGCGUUUAUUAAUACAAUAAGCAGCAAUCUAUCAGAAGACUUACCAGACAUCGAAUUGAACAUAAUGUCCGGUUCUUCCGUUUCUGGUAUUGGUGGAAUUAAAACGUGGAAAGCUCACGGACUAAAAGAAAUGUUUUAUCAAUCAAUGUAUAAAUUGACUCUUGACAAAGACGUUUGGUCUGUUAUACCAAUAUUGUUGAAGCCCAAGAGCCGAGGCGAAAUACUGUUGCAGAGCACCAACCCAUUCGAGUAUCCCAAGAUCUUUCCUAAUUACUUGACGGACAGGGAGGAUUUGGACACGCUGGUGAGGAGCGUCAAGUCUGUGUUUGAUAUGUCCCGGACCGGGUCUCUCCUUAAGUUGGGCAGCGAUCUGCAUGACGUACCGUUCUGCAGUUGUCAGACCUUGCCGUGGCACACUUACGCCUACUGGGAAUGCAUGAUCCAGCACUACACCGUUUCCACAUACCACCCUGGCGGUACCGCCAAGAUGGGUCCCAAGUGGGAUAAGACCGCCGUGGUGGACCCAACGCUUCAGGUGUACGGCGUCUAUGGACUUCGGGUGGUGGACUCAUCCAUCAUGCCCACGCUAGUCGGCGCCAACUCCAACGCACCGGUCAUAAUGAUUGCUGAGAAGGCAGCUGAUAUGAUCAAGGCUACAUGGCGUAAUGAGAUACCGAAACAUAACUAUAAUGAUAAGAUUGCAUUGUACCCGAGGAUAUACCAAAGAAUAUAA
Messenger RNA from Acyrthosiphon pisum (pea aphid), 1737 nucleotides. RefSeq names its product glucose dehydrogenase [FAD, quinone]-like. The coding region runs from base 187 to 1737 and encodes 516 amino acids. NCBI's taxonomy places the organism in Eukaryota, Metazoa, Arthropoda, Insecta, Hemiptera, Aphididae. The transcript is spliced from 3 exons. The record is from RefSeq and is a predicted model, not a curated record. Gene Ontology annotation, molecular function: oxidoreductase activity, acting on CH-OH group of donors; flavin adenine dinucleotide binding.